AAACGAAGCUUGACAAACUGUCAUCAGAUUGACUCCGAUGAUCCAGUCGAAUUCUUUCUACUCUUAUUGUCAGCUCCUACUUCGUUUUCUUUUCUUUCUGUUCCUCUUCCCUGCGAAAACUGAGGAGACACAGUCCCGUAGAAAAUAAAUCGACUGCGUUGAGAUUGCCCGUUGCGCAAUGUGGCAUAAACUUUUGUAUUUUUCGAUAGCAUUUAAAGUAGCGCAAGUUGAUCCGCUAUGCGAUCAAACGACAGCCAAUUUUUCUGUAUCGUACGACAAACUGAACGUUUGUUUUGGAUGGUGGAUCGCGCGUGGCAGCUUCUACCGGUUUAUACUACGGGCCCGUUCAGCGUGUUCGGGAUCAACGUUGGUAUCGAAGACGACCAAGGCCAAAGUAUCGGCAAACUCUGGUCCCGAUCGUCGAACCAAACCGAUUUAGACAAUAACUUUAAGACGAAGAGGUUUCCCUGUCCGAACUGUACCUGUGCCUACAGCCAGAAAUACUCGUUGAAUCGGCACCUGACCUACGAGUGUGGCCAAGAACCCCGGUUUAAAUGUCCCCACUGCGAAUAUCGAUGCAAGAAAUCGGCCAACAUUUAUGAGCACGUGAGAAGAAGACACAAAAACUGUCAGGUAUACGCGAUCGACGUUCUAAAGAUCGCUCGUAAGGAAGAGACUUAACCACAUUCGUUCCUCGUACAUUCAACGACGCUUCACCGAAGUAGCAGCUGCCAUUUUCUACUUUGCUCCUUAUGCGCUACACUUGAUUAGGGGAAUUUUUAAAUUCCCUCUAUAACGCCACUCUUUUUUCUUUUUUACCAUUUACGAAUUAUACCAGUAACUAUAAAUAAAGACAUACGUUGAUCGAAAAA
Molecule: messenger RNA, 872 nt
Organism: Bombus impatiens (common eastern bumble bee)
Lineage: Eukaryota; Metazoa; Arthropoda; Insecta; Hymenoptera; Apidae
Product: longitudinals lacking protein, isoforms A/B/D/L-like
Exons: 2
Coding region: 238-681 (147 amino acids)
Source: RefSeq, a predicted model, not a curated record